AAGUCUGUCAAACAAAAUUGUUGAAAAUUAUAUUUACCAAACCAAAUGUUUAAAAUCGGCGAAAUCAAUUAAAUAAUCAACAGAUUGCUUCCCUUAUAACGAUGUUGAAAUUCAGUGGUGCUGUGAUUUGGAGGUUAGGAACAAGAGCGAAUUUACGAAAAUGUCCCAGCUCUAGUGCUGCGGCUCUCAAAAAUGAUAAGAAUGAAUCCAGAAGUUCAUCUGAUAAACUUACAUCAGCCUCCCCUGAAGCCAUCAAAGAGAAUGCAGGUAACAACAAAGGACUUCUAGCAGCAGCAUUUGCAUCAAUUAAUGCUCCAGAGGAUGAUGACACAAAGGAACCGAGUCCAAAAUCAGUUAAACACAGUAAACAGCACAUGCUAGAUAAUCAAAUCCAGAAAGCAAAUGAUGUUGACAGUCUGCUUGUUGUGGCUGAAAACUCAAUAGUGUCCAGAAGACAUGCACUAAAGAUGGUGUCUGUGUUAUCAGAUUGGUCUAACAGCAACAAGGUGAAAAUCUCUGACUUUGAGAAAGACCCUCGUUUCCUGAAGCUGUGUCGUAUCCUGGCACGGACCACCACCACACAUGCAAUGAGCUCCAUGACCAUGGCAGAGGAUUUGGGCACUGUGCUCGGCAUCACUGGAGAUGAUGAAGCUGCAAGACUUAUCACAAAUUUGACCUUGCCACAGAUGAUAAAGGUGAUGAAAGCUCUCCAGCAGAAAGGCCGUCGAAGCACCCCCCUGCUGCGCGCGCUGUCGCACAACAUCACGAGACAAGAGGAGGUUAUUGACCUCAAGAAAUCAGCUGAUUUACUCUUCUCGAUGGCAACACUCAAUUUCCCCGAUCCCAUACUCUUAGAUAGGAUAUGCAAUGACGUGAUAGAGUGCCUACCCUCCAACUCGGAGAAGCCCUCCGUGGUGACCUCCAUAGUGGUGUCGCUCGGGCUGCUUAAGUACCGGCACGAGGCGGCGCUCGCGGCGAUAGCGGAGUGGAUGCAUUCUCGAAGGGACGUCUGUCGCGCCAACGAUGUCGCGUCCGCUGUCGUCACUUUCGCGACGUUGCAUUACGUGCCACCGCAGAGUGAAGAGCUGUUUGAGAUAGCAGUGUCGCUGAAAGAGGACGAGAUGUCCAGGUCUACAUCUUGGCUGGACUUAGUGUUCGCGCUGGUAAUCCUCGAGAAGGCGCAGAAAGGACACCUGGCGUCUACGCUUCGACCAGAAUUUAUAGACAAAUUGCUGACCGCGGGAGAGAUCUCCAUCCAAUCCCGUCGGAAGCUCAUGAUGAUAGACGCAUAUGCCCACAUGAAGUACAAGUCGAAAGUGCCCCGUCUACCAGAAGACGUGUCGGUAGGAGUUCCCCUGGUCUACACCAAGGAAAAAAUGGUCUUUGUACAUGCCAUACUGGAUACAUUCAAGAGUCUGGUCUCCGCUGAGAGUUUCCUCAAGAAAGAUUGCAACUCGGGCAUGGGAUUCCUUUAUGAUGCGGAGUUUGCCGUCGAUGCUAAAUGUCACCCAGUUCCUUUAGAGAAAGCUAUUAAUGACAAAAGCAAAUAUCGGAUAGCAGUGAUGGGGUUGGAUUACCACGACAUGACUCGAAAGGUGGCCGUGCCCCUCGGGGUCAAUCACCUCUGCACUGUGUUGUUGCAAUUACAGGGUUUCAAAGUACUCCAGAUCCCGUAUACAGAGUUCAACCCCAAAGAUAAGCUAGUGACCAGAGUGCAGUACAUCAAUAGGCGACUGAAGGAAUUAUUAGAUGAAAAUAACGCGGCGUAACGUUACGCGCCGCGUUUACGUUAACGUGACUCGAUGAGUGUUAUGCGAGGCGCGGUUUCAACGAGAUUAACUUUUUUAUUUAUUACAUUAUCAUAAUAGGGAUGAUGACGGGGUACAGUAAACGAAAUUCUAUUUAGUCCGUCAGUAAGAUGAUCAAAAAAUAAUGGACAUGUAUUUUUUCUUUGGGCAAUCAACCAAAAAAUGACAAAGUUAUAGCGCGUCAAAGUUUGGGAGUAGGGGCUCGUGACGUCACUUUUGAGUGAAUUUUCCCUUAAAAGUGUACUCAAACGUGACGUCAUGCGACUUUUCAAAUCAAUAUAUCUCUGCAAUGUUUAUAUUAUGUGAAAAAAGAAAAAAUACGUGUCCAAUACUUUUUGAUAAUCUACCUGAUAAACGAAGAAAAAAAAAUUAGUCAUCAUCCCUAUUAUAAACGCCUUUAUGUAAACAAACAUAUUCCAUCAAAAGAAAAGUUUACUAGAAAAAAUUCCACGCGGACCAGGCAGCGAACGGGACUCGAACCAGCACCCUUCGCUAUCAGGGCGAAUGCUCUGACCAUUAUGCUAGCGCGGUAUGCUAGAUGUUAAAGAUAAAGGAAUGAAUGAAAUUAUGAAUUUUCUUUAGAUUGAAACAUCUAGCA
Chilo suppressalis (striped riceborer) is the source of this 2406-nucleotide messenger RNA. The record is from the annotation of a GenBank genome assembly. NCBI's taxonomy places the organism in Eukaryota, Metazoa, Arthropoda, Insecta, Lepidoptera, Crambidae.